Molecule: messenger RNA, 10632 nt
Organism: Delphinapterus leucas (beluga whale)
Lineage: Eukaryota; Metazoa; Chordata; Mammalia; Artiodactyla; Monodontidae
Gene: SLC35A3
Product: solute carrier family 35 member A3
Biological process (GO): pyrimidine nucleotide-sugar transmembrane transport
Cellular component (GO): Golgi membrane
Molecular function (GO): pyrimidine nucleotide-sugar transmembrane transporter activity
Source: RefSeq, a predicted model, not a curated record
UUCCAAAAUAUAUGGACAAACAUUAAGAUCUGAUAUAUAUUCCACCAUCCGGGGAAUUUCUCAAGAUCAUAUUACAGAACAGUUUAAAGCCAGUUAUUCUACUCUAACAGUUAUUUAAUUUUAUUUUACUGCUCUCUCUCCGUUUGUCUUUCUUGGACGUAGUUUUACUCAUUUGCAAUAUAAAGAGACACAGGCUUAAUUCAUAGCGGCAUUGUGUUAAGAGGAAAGGGACAAUCCUACUCUAUCUACUAUUUGGCUGCGCUGCUUUGGGCGCGGCUCUGCCUCAGGGUCUAAGCCAGGGUGGGAGAAUUGGCUGUUUCCAACCGAACAAGCUUUCCAGAUGACUGGGUGGCAGCCUGCGCCACAGCGAAUCUCUUUGGUUUUCACUGUCAGUGACGGUCAUUUUUAGAAGCGGGUUUGUUUCCUUCCCGAAUCCACCUCCUCACUCCCUCUCCGGGUCCUUCGCCCCAAAAGGAGUUUGACUUUACUUUCGCAGUCUGACACCCUGGCGCCCUCCGCCACCGGGCAGCCCGGCAGAGGCCCGCCACUGGAGUUACUCUGUCCUCCAGGUCCCCUCAGGACACACCCAGCAGGAGGCACUGCCCCGGACGGUGAAGCCGGCACCGGGGGUCGCCCGUGGGGCCGCCUGGGUGCCUCGCCUUCGGGAUGGAGCCGACCAGUGCAGACCUGCGGCCACCAGAGCGGAGCCGGGAACGGUAUUCGCCUGGGCCGAGGAGGAAGCCGGAGCAUUUGGGGGACUGGACCGCGGGAACCCGGAAACGCCUGGGCCGCACCGGGCCGGCGGCAGCGACGGCAGCGGGAGCGGGCGCCGCUGCGCCAGGGGUUGCGGGGACCCGGCGGGCGCCGCAGCCUGGGGGGCCCGGCGGAGCUGAGCCGCCGCCCCCAGUGCGCGCAGCCGGCCGAGCGGCGUGGGAGGCAAAUGAAGAUAAAACAAUGUCAGCCAACCUAAAAUACCUUUCCUUGGGAAUUUUGGUCUUUCAGACUACCAGUCUGGUUCUAACGAUGCGUUAUUCUAGGACUUUAAAAGAGGAGGGGCCUCGUUAUCUGUCAUCUACAGCCGUGGUUGUUGCUGAACUUUGGAAGAUAAUGGCCUGCAUUUUAUUAGUCUACAAAGACAGCAAAUGUAGUCUAAGAGCACUGAAUCGAAUACUACAUGAUGAAAUUCUUAAUAAACCUAUGGAAACACUUAAACUUGCUAUUCCAUCAGGGAUAUAUACUCUUCAGAAUAAUUUACUCUACGUGGCACUGUCAAAUCUAGAUGCAGCUACUUAUCAGGUCACAUAUCAGUUGAAAAUUCUUACGACUGCAUUAUUUUCUGUGUCGAUGCUUAGUAAAAAAUUAGGUGUGUACCAGUGGCUCUCCCUAGUAAUUUUGAUGACAGGAGUUGCUUUUGUACAGUGGCCCUCAGAUUCUCAAGAGCUUAAUUCUAAGGAACUUUCAGCUGGCUCACAAUUUGUAGGCCUCAUGGCAGUUCUCACAGCAUGUUUUUCAAGUGGCUUUGCUGGGGUUUACUUUGAGAAAAUCUUAAAAGAAACCAAACAAUCAGUGUGGAUAAGAAACAUUCAACUUGGUUUCUUUGGGAGUAUAUUUGGAUUAAUGGGUGUAUAUGUUUAUGAUGGAGAACUGGUAUCAAAGAAUGGAUUUUUUCAGGGGUAUAACUGGCUGACCUGGAUAGUUGUUGUUCUUCAGGCACUGGGAGGCCUUGUAAUAGCUGCUGUUAUUAAGUAUGCGGAUAACAUUUUAAAAGGAUUUGCAACCUCUCUGUCCAUAAUAUUAUCAACACUAAUAUCUUAUUUUUGGCUACAAGAUUUCGUACCAACCAGUGUCUUUUUCCUUGGAGCCAUCCUUGUAAUAACAGCUACUUUCCUAUAUGGUUAUGAUCCUAAACCUGCAGGAAAUCCCACUAAAGCAUAGUGGUAAUACUGUCUUUAUCUGGUUUUUCACAAUGGUGCACUAGGAAUCUCAACAUUAAUCCUGCACAGAGGACUUCUACAGAUUCUAAGAAAAAAAUCAUCAUGCUGAAUCUGAUCAUAAUGUUCAAAUGGUUUGAAAAUAUGAACGUUUAAGGAUAAAAUAUAUGUAUAUGUAACAAAAUGCCUAUUGCAUCAAGAAAUCAAAACUUGAAAGUAUUUCCAGGGAUUAGAAUAAUUAUUGGAGGAAACUUGAAAUCUGAGUUUAAAAAGAUUUUAUGUUUUUGAUUGCUGCAGAAAUAUCCUAUGCAUUCUUUGCAAGAGCACACAACAAAUGUCAGACAUCAAUUUUGCAAAUUAGAUAUAUUUAAUCUUAUUAAAUGUUUUUUAUCUUACUCUUUCUGUACAGAUAUAUCAAAUAACAUGGAUAUUCAAAGUUUGAAAAUUAUAAUUACCUAUAAAGCUGUGAAGAAAUAGGAUGAUUUGAAAAACAUUUUCAUGUAUCUCAGAUUUUUAUAUUUAUACAGAAGAUUACUAAACAAAAGAUUGCUAUAUGUUGCAAAUGUUCAACUGCAUAAAAAUUGAUAAAGUAACAUUCUGGGUCUGAUUUGUCAGACAAUAAAAUUCAUAUUUAAAUUUAAUGUAAAGAAAUAUACACAUCUAUUUCUCCAUCUACAUUUUAAGAUCUUUUAGUGCUUCAGAACUGCUGGAAGCAAGCAAUCCAGUUGUUCCUGUGCUAGAUAGUAGCCAGUUACUUUUACACUAAUGGAGUUUUGUCCUUAAUCUCUUAAUUGUAUUUCUUUUCUGUAAAUCAGAUAAAUCCUUAAUAUUACUUUAAAAUAAAUUUCUGUGUGUGUUAAUUUCCAUUAAAGUUUUAAAAUGUAAUUUAAAUACUCAUAAUAAUUUAAAAUAAUAAUUAUUGUCUAAUGUCUCCAUUUGGAGAAUUUUGAACUAUCAAAGCAUAUACUGUAUAAUAACUAGAGCAUUUUUAGAUGAAUAUUUUACUCAUUGAUCUGUAAAAACUUCUUUUAAUCUACAACUGUUGACAAAACCAAAAAAAUAGUAGUACAGAUGUCAAUAAAUUGAGACCAAAAUGACUUUUCUUGGAGACAUUCCAGAUUGCCAUAUUACAUUAUUUUAAAUGGCACUGUAAGUAUAAAUUCAAGGCUGCUCAGAAGAACUUUCUAGGCCUCUCAUAAACCCACCAUUCCCAGGAAUUCUCUGAUGCAUGUCUGGGAGAGGCAGCUGAAUUCUGAAUUCCCUUUCUGAGACCCUACAAAAGCUGCCAGGAAGGAGCCACAGCUUUGCUUUACAAUAGUGGUUUCCUUUCCAUUUGAUUAGCACUGGAGUUGAGAUUGCAGAUUACAUGAGUUAUUUAAUAAAUUGGUUCAGGGAGAGAAAAUAUAGCAGAAAUGAUCAAAUGAACAGGUGGGCACAAAUACUUUCUAAAAUUAGAAUAUGGGUUUAAUUUAAUUAUUGACUAGAGACAGAAUUACCUAUUAUGUAUAGGAAUUUAUUUUUUUCUUUCAUACAUUAUAUAUUUUUAAAAGUCUCCUGUUCUAAUAGUAUAAAUCUGUAAAAAAUAAAUAUUUUUAUAUAAUUCUAAUGGAUUUUGUUAAACAAAAUUUGGCUGAAAAAUACUAUGUUACAAACUGUUGGCUAUUCUUGGCUAAUUAGGACUGGCUGUGUUACUUUGCUGAGGCAAACCUAGCCUCUACAGGACAAAAGCCUAAUAUAUUCCAUACAGAGUUUUAAAAAAUGCUUAAAAUUACAAAGUAUUUUAAAUUAAUCUGCUGGUGAUUCCAAGUUGGCACCAAGCAAACUUUCUGGAACUCUGACUUAUGACUUUCAGUGACCACCUUUUAGAGUAUUUAUUUAAUAACUUUACCACAAUUUGAGAAUGGUGUUUUUAGACUGUAACAACAUUCAGGCUUACAUCUUAUUAUUUACUGCUAAGGGAAAUCUAAAUCCUAUAAUGCACAGAAUUCAAGACUAAAUAUAAAGAUUUAUGUUCAGCUCACACUGAAGUACUGGUUGGGUACUUACGUGUUAAUUCAAUGUGCAUUCAUAAUUAAUUGUUAAUUCAGGUUUAGUCUCAAUUUUAACACUUCAAAAAAUGAUACAGCAAAUUAUUGGACAUCAGACAUGUUAGUUACAAUAGUAAUAUAUUUUCAGGUGUCCAAAAUAACACAAUUUUCAAGAUUCCCACCAAAGUUUAUAAAAUGUAAUCAAGAGUUCUGAGAAAGGGCAAAAUAGUCUAUUUGCAAAGCAAACUUUUAUUAGACAGGCAUAAUUUAUAUUUUGCUUUUCUAGUAGGUUUGAAAACGUUAUUAGAGAUUUGGUUGUGUAGUUUGUGAUUCAUAAAGAGAUAAUCAUAUUUGAGAAGGUGGACCUGUAUCCUAGAUCAUGUCAUAUAUACAGAUAAUGCUGUUUUCUUCUGUGUGCUGUAUAUUUUGAUGACCUCCAGAAGCCUUAUUGUAUCAAUCUUUUAUAAUGAUGACUCCUUGAUUAUUUAAAUUCUUAUACUUUUUAGAGUUUACAUGUUACUACUUUGUUCAUUAUAAAAAUGUGCUAACUCAUGGGAGAAGAGUGCCAACUGAUAGUUCUAUAAAACUUAAGAAUAUGGUAUUUUGGAAGAAAAUUUUGAAAUGCAACAUGUAGAUGUAUCAACACAGUAAUAUUAUCAAUUCUAUAAUAAGUGAUUUUUAGAGACAUUGUAGACUACUUUUAUGGUGGAAAAUGUAGUUUAGAGAUGCAAAACUUAAAUGUUUACAUCAAUUUAUAUUGAAUGUCACAAUUUCAUAGAAGGAAAGGUGGUUUGAUAUUUAAACUAGAAUCUAAAGAGACAGAAUCUGAGUGGAAAUUAAUUGACUUUGUGCUCAGUAGACUUAGUGUAAUACAAACUAUUCUUAAGAAUUGAUACACUUUUCCUACAUAUCAAAUUAUUAGACUUUUAAAAUGUCAUUGUAUAGUCACCUGAGUUGUUUUGUUUUUAAAAACAGGGUUUAGCAUCACUCAUUUUAUUUACACUUUCGUUGUUAUAAUAUUUAAUUACAUAUGAAUGUAUGCUCUACAUAAGAAAAAGUUUAUGAAAGUUAUUUAUGCUAUAUCGAAAGUCAUCUUAAGGAUCUCCCAGAUAUGUAGCAUAUUUAAAGUAAUUAUAGGACCAAAGAAAAAGCACCUUUAUCAAAACCUGGUCCUAUGUGCCUUGCUUUACCAAAUACCUGACUUUUCUGGAGGACAUUACUAUAAUUCACAAUUUUGGACACAUAGGCAAAAUUAGGAUGUUUUAAGAAUUUAAUUCAAUUUUUUCAUUGUUUCAACAUUUGCUAUUUAAAUCCAUUAUCUAACAGAAUAUUAAAAUAGGUAUAUUAUACAAGUAUUAGUAAACAGAACUUAUUUAAAUAAAUUAUGGUACUAUUGCUCCAUCAUUGAAAUUUUGAAACUUUAACAAUUGUAUAUAACUGUCAUUUUGGUUUUUUAUUUCUUAUUAUAAGAUAUAAUUUACUGUGAUUUUUAAACUAUUUUUUUAAUGAUUUGGAUUCUGAAUUUGUCUAUAUGUGUAUUUCCUUUGUUUAGGAAGAUUCUUUUGGGUUUGGGGCUGUGAUUUGUAUAUUUAAAUUUUUUAUGGACAUAAUUCAAAGGAAUCUGUAAAUUGGUCUUUUGUUAAAUGGCUUUUUAAUUGAUAAAUUUCCCUUUGUCAUUUUUUGGUAUCCAGUUAUAUCUAUUCAGUAGAUUUAUGGAAAUAGAUUAUUUUCAUAACUAUGUAAAUUUUUUCCUAUAUUUCCUUGUUUCCCUGUUCACCUGUGCUUGACUUAACCAUGAAUUAGUCUCCUCUCUAUAUAUCAAAAAUGACUCACUGAGCCUUUCCCUACCUCUCUAGUUACCUUUAUCAUGUGUGUGAUCUUCCUUUUUACUAGCCUAUGCCUUAGCAUGAAAGACUGGAUUUUAUUUAAACUCGUUAGAAUUUCUCUACCUGUAUGAUGAUAACAGUCUAAAAUUUUUUUGCUUUAAAUAAAUUAUCUCUUUGCUAGCCUCAAAGUUAAGAAAUUACAGUAAUCGGUAUAUAUUUUUUUCAUAUUUGUCUUUUGGCUGCACCGCAUGGCUUGGAGGAUUUUAGUUUCCCGACCGGGGAUCAAGCCCGUGCCCCCUGCAGUGGAAGCACGGAGUCCUAACCACUGGACCGCCAGGAAAUUCCCAGUUUUCUUCAUAAUUUGAAUAUAAUUGUUUCUAUUGUGACUAUCAAUUCAAUGCAUAGAGAUCAAAUGAUAAGCAAUAUAAAGGAUUUUAUUUCCACCUUUAUUACUGAAGUAACCUUGUACAAAAUGCUGUUUUAAAAUGUUACUAAAAUAAUAUCAGCAUUAAAUGUAUACCCUUCUUUGGUAUCUUCUCAGAAGCACUAACUGAAAAUCUUUAAAUAUUUUUUUUAUUGUAAAACUUUCAUUGAAAGUAUAUCAAAAUCCUUGAAUCCUGUGCUGUGCAAAUACGCCUCAUAAUCUAAAUCUUAUAGAUACCACUGCCAUUCAACAUAGUCAGAUAGUGACCAGUGUUAGUAAUCAUAAUUGUCUUUCUUACUGUUCUUAAAAAGAGAAUUUUUUCAAAGCAGGAUUGAUUACAUACACAUUCCAGAGGAGAAAAUAUCAGAGGAAAUAAAUUGCCGAACUUCAAAUCCCAAAGAUUUGAAAUUGUACUAUAGUAGAGUGUCUUGGUGACUAUAAAUUCAGAGGUUUCCCAAAUUCACCUUCAGGUUCAAUAAUUCACUAGAAGGAACUCACUGAAAGCUAUUAUAAUCACAUUUAUUCCAGAGAAAGAAUACAAGUUAGAACCAGCCAAAGGAAGAGACACAUAGGGCAGAGUCUAGGAGGGGUCCAAACUCCAGUCGUCCUUUCCAAUUGUCCACUCCCUGUGGAGUCUUAGACAAUGUUAUAUACUCUGGCCACAAUUUAUGAUACUACACGCAAGUACUGCCAAUCGGGAAAGUUCACCCACGCUUUGGUGUUCAGAUUUUUACUGAAGUUUUAUUACUUGGCAUGAUUGAUAGAUUCUUUGCACACAUGGUUGAACUCACUCUCCAGCCCUGACCCUCCCUGGAGAACUAGCUGACAUCAGGCUCUAGGGGCUCAUGUUAGCAUAAAUUAUAAGAUGUGAUUUGAGGAGCCCAAUAUGAAUAACAAAGACACUCCUCUCACUGGGACCUCCUGACGAUAAAGGCCAGAACUCUUUGGGUAAGGCCAAAUUCCUUACACAGUGGCCAUUCGUCUCUCAUACACAUUCUUCUGAACUGAUGAGGAUGACACAAGCAAUGACAAUUGUUUAUGGAGACAUUUAUAUAUUGUCAUUUUUUAUUUCAGAAAUUUUGUGAAAUGAUUCUGAACAUGACUCAAGGGCAGAAAAACAUAAUCAGAUACAGUGCUAAGUAGCAUAUGUAGUAUUUAUUUAGUUUUCAGUUCUGAUAUUUAAUUACAAUUUUAUUAAAUGUUGGAAUACUUAAAAGACAUUUAAAAUUUUAUAAACUUUUAAUCUAUGCUGUAUAUUAACAUAAAAUUUUGAGCUAAUUUUAUUUAUUUAGAAGAUCUAAUUGGCUUUUUUGAUGAUUCAUGAAUUGGGCAGCAUCCCAUCUAGCAACUAGAAGGGUGCUCCCUGAGCUAACUGUAAAUUACCAGUAGCCAUCACUUUAGUUUGGCUCAUAAUAGGCCUUCACUGUUAACUGACAGCUCCACAUUUCCAGUCAUCCUUUAUUGGGGUUAAGUAUCAGCCCUCCAUUGGAUCUAAUCAGGUUUUUUCAUUUAUGCAUUUAUUUACAUUUAUUUAUUUAGGGUUUCUAAUAUGUUAAAAGUAACUUCUUUAAAACAAACAGUAAUGAUACUCCUUUGGGAAUAGUUUACCUGAGAUACACACUUUCAUCCUUUUUUAACUUGAACUUACUGAGGAUUUAAAAGAAUAAUGAAUGCUGUUACAGUGUUCUGAAAAUUCACUCUAAAAAAAUGUACUUUAAAUGUAAAGUAUUUAAAAGGUUUAGUUAAAUGUGUUAAAUCAGACUUCACUUGUAUAUUUUAAACAAAAUCUGUGGAUGUGAGUUUAUGUGUUUAUUCUUUUAAAAAACAUUGUAUAUACAAAAACAAUUUCUAAUAAUUGAGGGUUUAAGUUUUCUCCUUUAGGCUGAAGUUUUAUUAUGUUCCAUUUUAUUUUAUUUUGCUUGGAUAGUAAAUACAGCAAUUAAAAAUUAUGAUGCUAAGUGCUUUUUCUAAUAUAUGCAAGCUGCUUCAACAGGUUUUUAAAGAUAGCAACAGUAAUAUUUCUUGGAUGCUAAUAGGAUUACGGAAAAUGACAGAGGUGAGUUUAUGUUUCAUUUUACGGCGGUUUCAAAAUACUGCUAUGAAUUCUAAACUUUUAAAAUCUGAAGCUUACUUUGGAUGUUAUAUAUAUAUAAUGCCCCAAAUUUUCAUUACUUUAUAUUUGUCUCCAUUCACCUUAAAGGCCUUUUUGCCGCGCCGCACAGUUUGCGGAAUGUUAGUUCCCUGACCAGGGAUUGAACCUGGGUCUCGGCACUGAAAGCGCGGGGUCCUAAGCAUUGGACCGCCAGGGAAUUCCCCUGUUUUUGCUUUUAAUAUUUCGUUUUUAUACUGUUAUUGCCGUUUUAAUGACUUCAAUCAUGCUAUGAUUGUCAGCUUAGUUUUGAAAAAUUCAUGGGUCAUCUCCGUGUACUCACAAAGUAAGCAUUGUUAAAAGACCUUUUUUUUUUUAAUUUAAAUUUUCCCUAGCUUCUCAUUUUGAAAAAAUUUUAAAGUAUAUAAAAGUUGAAAUAAUAGUAUACCCAUUUGCCCUCCACCUGAAUUCAACAAUUAACAUUUUGCCAUACUAGCUUUAUCAGGACACUUCUAAAAAUAUGGACAUUUUUCUAAUUAAAUUCAAUCCCAUUAUCACACUUAAGAAAAUUUAAUUUUAUUGUAUCACCUACGUUCAUAUUCAGAUAUUUCCAGUUGUCUCAAAAAAUGACCUUUUACAGGUUUUUUUGGCUUUGAUCCAGGAUUCAGAUGAGGAUCAUACUUUCUAUUUAAUUGUCUCUUUUAGUCUAGAAGAUCCUUCCCUGUACCCCAAUGGCUUUUUUUCCCCAUGAUGUGACUUUUUGAAGAGUGUAAGUCACUUGGCAUCCAUCCAUGAUCUGUCAAUAUCCUUGAUUUGUUCCCUUUAUUCUUUGCAUUUCCUUCAAACUGGAAGUCUGUAGGUUUGAUUAACUUCAGGUUAAAUGUUUUGGGAAAGAAUAUUUCAGAUUAUCUUUUAGGUUUUAUAUUGUAUCACAUUAGAAGACACAUAAUUCUAGAUUGUCUCAUUACUGAUGAUAAUCAUUCAGUCAAGGUGGUGACUAACAGAUCUUUCCAUUGUAAAGGUCAUUUUCUCCCCUUAGUAAUUAGUAUUCUUUAGGGUAGUAUUUUGGCACCAUGGGAAUGUUCUUUUUCCUACCAGCCUUUCAUUCAAUGGUUUUAGCAUCAACUGAUGAUUCUUAACUGAAUCAUUUAUCACACUGAGGUGCAAAAUAGUGAUUUAAAAUUUUUUAAUUCUCUAAUUUUCUUCUACAUUUAUUAUAUAGUUUCUAUUCCUCUAUUUUAAAAAGACUAUUUUCCCUCCUUUCUUGUUCCCAAAGCCCUCUUUUUUUUCCCCAGAUCACUGUCCUUAAUCUUCAAUGUAAACAUUAUAGCUAAUUACAGUCACAGUUUUGUUGUUUUGUUUUGUUUUGCUUUUCUGUUUGUUUUUUUAGCUGCGCCUCACGGCUUAUGAGAUCUUAGUUCCCUGACCAGGGAUCGAACCCAGGCCCUCAGCAGUGAGAGUGUGGAGUCCUAAACACUGCAUCUCCAGGGAAUUCCCCAGUCACAUUUCCUUUUGAUGUUCAUAUUGUAAGCCAGUAGCCAGUGGAGGUCACUAGAAGCUAGCUUCUGUUCUGUUAGACAUGACCACAUUAGUCUCUGAGGUCCUCCUUGCUUCAGGUACAACAAUAUGUUCCAGACUUGCCUCGUACUUGUCCUAUUCCAAAGCUGGGGAAUAUCAGCUAUGUAUCCAAGGAGCCCUAUCUAUUCCUUUUAGGGGGAAUGGAAUUUGAACUCCAUUUACUUAUGGGCCAUAUAUCAGUGGGCAGAGCUAGGAAAUAACAUUUUUAAGAGUUCAUGAAUUUAAAUCAAUGUUUACAAUUAAAAAUUAGUAUUACAAGCUUUUUUCUUAUUUUAUAUUUGCCUCUCUUUUCUCUUACAGUGAAAAUAUUGGUUCUGAGUAACAUUAGCAUAUUUGCUUAUAUGUUUUAUUAUAUAGCUUAUGUUUCAGCACUACAAUACCAGUAUUACUAAUGGAAAACAUAUUGAAUAAAAUUUGCAGUUCUCUUUGUCCUUAGAAUAGCCCACUGAGAGUACAUGUUCAAAAGUUAACGUAAAUUACUAUUUUCUCUACAUGGUUAUGCUAUCACUGUGAUAUAACUAGUUUGUUUUUAUUCAAUUUCAUAUUUAAUUUAAAAAUUUUAUUGCUUUUGAAUACGUGAAGCAUUUACAUGGUUCAAAGUUAAAACUAUAUAAAAAGUAUACUCAGAUUAGCCAAGCUGCCAUGCCUAUGCCUCCAGCCCAUUCCUAAUCACCUCCUAUAGAUAAUUAUUUUCAUUAGUUGCUAGUUUAUCUUUCCUGUGUUUCUGUUAAAAAAAUAAAGUGUGUACAUUGCUAUA